Aspergillus welwitschiae is the source of this 1332-nucleotide messenger RNA. RefSeq lists its product as uncharacterized. Lineage: Eukaryota; Fungi; Ascomycota; Eurotiomycetes; Eurotiales; Aspergillaceae. The transcript has a single exon. Bases 1 to 1332 code for a protein of 443 amino acids. The record is from RefSeq and is a predicted model, not a curated record. Gene Ontology annotation, biological process: secondary metabolite biosynthetic process. Gene Ontology annotation, molecular function: FAD binding.
AUGAGUACAGACUCGAUCGAAGUUGCCAUUAUAGGCGCCGGGAUCACGGGAAUCACCCUGGCCCUGGGCCUCCUGUCUCGCGGCAUUCCCGUCCGCGUCUACGAGCGAGCCCGCGACUUUCACGAAAUUGGAGCCGGCAUCGGCUUCACCCCCAACGCCGAAUGGGCGAUGAAAGUCGUUGACCCGCGCAUUCAAGCUGCCUUCAAACGCGUCGCUACCCCCAAUGCCUCCGACUGGUUCCAGUGGGUGGACGGAUUCAACGAGUCCGGUACCGACCCGCGCGAGACCGAGGAACAGCUACUCUUCAAGAUCUACCUCGGCGAGCGUGGAUUUGAGGGCUGCCACCGUGCCGACUUCCUAGGUGAGCUGGCACGUCUACUACCGGAAGGUGUGGUGACAUUCCAGAAGGCGCUGGAUACCGUGGAGCCUGCAGCAGAUAAUAGCCUCGGCCAGCUUCUUCGAUUCCAAGAUGGCACGACAGCUACUGCCCACGCGGUGAUCGGCUGCGAUGGCAUUCGGUCGCGCGUUCGCCAGAUCCUCCUAGGUGAAGACCAUCCGGCAGCAUCAGCACAUUACAGUCAUAAAUAUGCAGCACGUGGCCUUAUUCCCAUGGACCGCGCCCGGGAGGCGCUGGGCGAAGAUAAAGUGGCGACACGCUUCAUGCAUCUCGGUCCGGAUGCCCAUGCCCUGACCUUCCCUGUUAGCCAUGGGUCAUUGUUGAACGUCGUCGCCUUCGUCACGGACCCUAACCCCUGGCCAUAUGCUGAUCGCUGGACAGCACAGGGGCCCAAGGAAGACGUGACGGCUGCCUUUUCCCGCUUUGGUCCGACCAUGCGCACCAUAAUUGAUCUCUUGCCUGAUCCUAUUGAUCAAUGGGCCGUUUUUGAUACAUACGACCAUCCCCCAAAUACGUAUUCCCGGGGAGCUGUCUGUAUAGCAGGGGAUGCUGCUCAUGCUGCGGCUCCGCAUCACGGUGCAGGUGCAGGUUGUGGUGUGGAAGACGCGGCUGUGCUGUGCGCUGUGCUUGAUAUGGCUGCGAAAAGGGUUGACACCGCAAAAGAUGGUACUGAGGGGAAAGCCGCUCUUAUCACGACCGCAUUCGAGACCUAUGAUGCGGUUCGUCGCGAGCGUGCGCAGUGGCUGGUGGAAAGUAGUCGCGUUAUCGGUAAUCUGUAUGAGUGGCAGGAUAAGGAGGUAGGGUCGGAUGCUUCCAGGUGCCACGAUGAGGUGUAUUGGCGCUCUCAUCGCAUUUGGGACUAUGAUAUUGAUGCGAUGAUGAGAGAGACAGCUGAGGUGUUUGAGGUGCGGGCAGCUGGGGUGGCGAGAAAUUAG